AUGGCCUCAGAGACUGCAGAGCCUCCACCGAUCACGAUCUCCGAGGGAUACACCCUGCAUACAGAAAAUGCCUACUACAUCCUCUUGCCGCCAGACAACCAAGCAUUCCUGAAACCCGUCGAGGAGUUCAACCAUGACCUGAGCAUGGCAUGCAUCCGUACCUGGAGUGAGCUGCUGAAUGAGGAGAAGCAGGCAAAGUGGCAGCAGUCUCAGGAAAGGCAAGCUAAGAAGAAGGAGAAUGGGUGCGGACCAAAGCCCAAGCAGGUGAAGAAAAGAGGUGUGAAAUGUCCUAUGCAUCACCCAUGCAGGAGCGUGAUUCUGGAGGCUCUCUCUGCGACAGGUCUGCAUUCAAUUCAUUACGCGAAGGAAAUAUGUCAUCGUGAAUCGCGAAUCACGAAUGAUUAUUCCCCUGCCACUAUCAACGGACUCGCAGAUAACACCGAAACAAUUGAAGCAGGCUCGUCAGAGACUCCAAAACGUCAGGGCAGCAAGCCGGUGCCACCAAAAGUUAGACAUCAUCCAAGUGCAUUGAUGUACGAUUACCGGACAGAACGAGCGUGUGUCGAUGUUGUAGACCUGGAUCCGUAUGGGGCAGCUGCACCGUUCAUCGACGCUGUAGUACAAUGCAUGAAUGAUGGAGGUCUCGUGUGCGUGACAUGUAUGAACCUUUCAGUGCUAGCAACAUUGAACUAUCUUGAAAAAUGGUGCGCACUCCUCUGCGCCUCUUCAUCCUCUGGUGCCCUUCGCCUCGUACUGCACACAAUAUUAACAUCCAUUGCCAGGUACGGUCGAUACAUCCAGCCACUCCUGUCCCUCUCAAUUGACUUCUAUGUCCAUCUGUUUGUCCGCAUAUAUACAUCAGCGAAUGAGGUCACAAAGGCUUUCAGCGGAAACAUCAACUACCACUUCAAGGCACAUGCUGGACUGACAGUCACUGGACCGAUGUGGUCGGGGUCAAUUCAUGACCCUGCUUUUAUCUCGAAAGUAUUGGAACACAUCGAAGCUAGCAAUGAUAAGUAUGGCACUUCGGCACGCAUGAAAGGUAUGCUGACUGUCGCAAAGGAGGAACUGAAUACGCCAUUCUACUUCAUGCCUGCGAAAAUAGCUGGCACCUUCCACUGCAUAUGCCCAGCGCUGGAUGAGGUAGCCUUGGCACUGCUUCAUGCGGGACACCAGAUCUCCAGAUCGCACAUCAGUGCUGGCUCACUGAAGACCACUGCCACGCGCGCGGACGUCCACGAUGUGUUUUGUUACAGUUAA
Messenger RNA from Laetiporus sulphureus 93-53, 1260 nucleotides. Its product is annotated as N2,N2-dimethylguanosine tRNA methyltransferase. Gene Ontology annotation, cellular component: nucleus. Lineage: Eukaryota; Fungi; Basidiomycota; Agaricomycetes; Polyporales; Laetiporaceae. Gene Ontology annotation, molecular function: RNA binding. The coding region runs from base 1 to 1260 and encodes 419 amino acids. The record is from RefSeq and is a predicted model, not a curated record. The transcript has 12 exons. Gene Ontology annotation, biological process: tRNA N2-guanine methylation.